Hyaloscypha bicolor E is the source of this 979-nucleotide messenger RNA. Its product is annotated as Pkr1-domain-containing protein. The record is from RefSeq and is a predicted model, not a curated record. Gene Ontology annotation, biological process: vacuolar proton-transporting V-type ATPase complex assembly. Bases 241 to 693 code for a protein of 150 amino acids. Lineage: Eukaryota; Fungi; Ascomycota; Leotiomycetes; Helotiales; Hyaloscyphaceae. Gene Ontology annotation, cellular component: endoplasmic reticulum membrane. The transcript has a single exon.
AUCUGUCCUCAACACGCGCUCCCUCCAGACAUCCACAGGCAUCUGAUAUAUCUGUUAUUUUGCCUGCGCGGCGUAUGCGCCUCUUAAGGUUGCCCCUCUCUCGACAAGAAGUCAUUCUUUACCCCAACUCUUCGUCUAUUCUGAUGCUCAUUUAGCGCUACAUAUCGGCAUUAUCGAAGCUACCUUCGUUCUCCUUCACGCGCAAAAUCUCCCAUCCUAAACGCGACCCACAGAGAAAGAAUGUCGGCCUUCCUUACCGAUCUCUUCCAGUCCAUCUUCACCCCAGGCCCCACCCCCACCCUCCUUGUGGCAACAAAUGUGGCAUUUGCUUGCCUUCAAGGGGUUCUUCUCCUCCUCCUUGUCGCAACAUAUAGCAUCCAUUUUGCCAUACUCUCAUCCCUGAGUGCUGGUCUGUGGUGGGCUAUCAACUGGUUCGUAGCCGAGCUGAAGGCAGCACAAGCGGCAGAGGACGAGAGGAAGCGUCGUCUAGAAGAGUGUGGGCCCGGGGACGACACGGAAACAGAGGCAGAGACGGUGAUAGAUACAAGGGAGCCCAUGCCGGGCAGCAAAGAGGUCGAAGUAGCCGAGAGGAAGGGCGAGUUGAAGGACCGUGGGGGUUCUGGAGGGAACAAGUCGGAGAUCAGCACUGAGGACGAGUGGGAAAGAGUCUCGGAGAGUGAAAAAGAUAAGUGAGUGAAGACGAUGAAUGGAGAAAGGGAGAAAUGGCUGUACCUUUUAUCAUAUACCCAGAAAUGUCACGAGAGGUGUUGUGCUGGCUGCAGUGAACCACAAAUGGCGGAUGCAGCGCCCUCUUUGGUAGAAGAUGGAGAGAAAGAGCGAUGGCUCAUGGAUAUGAAUGAACAGACUUUCUUUUGCAACUCACUUCGCUUCGGUGGAGACAUUCCACGAAGCCCUUGGAGAGUGGCCUCUUUGGUAGCAAUCACGUGAUUCACCGUCUCUCGCGAAUUUCAUGAACGGC